This is a messenger RNA of Emiliania huxleyi CCMP1516, 1242 nucleotides long. RefSeq lists its product as hypothetical. The transcript has 9 exons. Lineage: Eukaryota; Haptophyta; Isochrysidales; Noelaerhabdaceae. Bases 1 to 1242 code for a protein of 413 amino acids. The record is from RefSeq and is a predicted model, not a curated record.
AUGGCCAAGGAGAUGCUGCAGCCCUUCACCGUCUUCACGCGAGAGAUGCUCGACGCGGCAGUCGCAACCUGCUUCGACAACGGCACGAUGUACUGCGCCCGCGCGCAGGUGCACCGCGGCAGCCUGUACCUCACCGACUACCGCGCCAUCUUCUUCGACCGAUGGCACUCGCUGCCCGACAUCGACAUCGUCUUUGCCGCCGUCGAUGAGCCGCGCGUCAAGAUGCUCGUCGAGGAGGCGCAGUGGACGAGGACGGUGGGCAAGUACCCGGGCAAGUCGGAGGGUGUCCGCUGGGAGGACAAGAUCGAGCUCGCGAUGCACACGGGCAACGUCGGCUCGCCGUUUCGUAAGCGGCUUGCGGCGGCGGCGGCGGCGCACCCCGACUCGAUGCUGGUGAACGAGCUCUUCAUUGGCGACCACGGCAAGAUCAAGCAGACCUGCCGCGAGCUGGGGCUGCACACGCAGGGCGGCCACCAGCAGCACAAGUGCUUCAUGCGCUUCGAGGACCAGUGCUCGUACAAGUACCUGCUCAACUCGGCGUCGAUCGGCUACGCGAACAAGUUCAAGUACCUGCUGCUCUGUGGCUCGGUUGUCAUUUACGUGCAGGACGGGAUGCAGCACAAGGAGUUCUACGAGCACGGACUGCUGCCCGGCGUGCACUACGUGCAGGCGGCCACUGCAGACGACGUGCCCGCCAUGGGAAGGGAAACCGCGCUGAGGCAGAGGCGCUGGCGGUGUGAACAGGUCGCCUCCGCGGGGCGAGCUCGGCUCGCGGCGCUCGACGUGCGCGCGAUCGCCGCCUUCAACGCCGAGCUCUUCACGCAGUACGCCGCCAAGCAGCGCUUCAGGGUGAGGCCGCUGCCGGGCGCCGUCCGGAUCGACUGCGAGGACGACCUGUGGCGGCACUAUGCGCGCGACCCGGGCUUCCUUAAGCACUUUCGCUCCGAGGACAACGCCACGUGCGUGCGCCCAAUCUCGCCGCCCUUCCGGCCUCCGGGGUGGGGCGGGGCGUACAACGGCUCAAAGGUGCGCUGCGUGGCGUCGCACGACCAGCGAGCCGGCGCGCAGCCCCUCUUUUGCACGCCCGGCGCGGUCGUCGAGGAGGACCAGAACCCGGGCGAUAAGACUCUGCAGCACCGGGUCAUCACCACCACGCGGAGCGUACAGCCCGGCACCAGCUACGCGCCCUUCUCCGAGUUCCCGAGUGCGGCGAAGGACGGAAUCCCUUGGACUAUGCUGUGA